This is a messenger RNA of Schistocerca gregaria, 559 nucleotides long. RefSeq names its product jerky protein homolog-like. The record is from RefSeq and is a predicted model, not a curated record. The coding region runs from base 82 to 492 and encodes 136 amino acids. Gene Ontology annotation, cellular component: nucleus. Gene Ontology annotation, molecular function: DNA binding. Lineage: Eukaryota; Metazoa; Arthropoda; Insecta; Orthoptera; Acrididae. The transcript has a single exon.
UAUCCAAUGAGUACAAGGUGGGGAAGUUGACAAUUACGGAUAUAAAAAAAACAACAGACAAGCAUAGCAAAUUUUAUAGCUAUGCUUGAUUCUACUGAUGGAUCAACAAGCCGUAAAAAUAUGAAGCUCGCCACUAACACAGAUCUAGAUGAUGCUGUUUACAAGUGGUUUACACAAAAGAGAUCGGAAGGAGAACCUAUCUCAGGUCCCAUUCUGUGUGAGAAGGCAAUGCAGUUCAACGAAAAACUUGGAGGGCCUUCGAACUUUAAAGCGAACACAGGCUGGUUAAAACGCUUCAAGUCAAGACACGGCAUUCGUGAGCUUACAAUACAGGGAGAAAAACUGUUGGCUGGUUCUUCAGCAGCUGAUACUUUCAACGUCAAACUAAGGGACGUAUUAGGGGAAGAAGACUAUGCUCUCGAAAACGUUUACAAUGCUGACGAAACUGGAAAGCUUUACCGAGAGAAACUCUUGUUUCACGUCAUGAAUUAGCAGCACCUGGUCCUAAAACAAGCAAGGACCGUAUUGUGCUAAUGCUACUGGAAGUCACCUACUGCCU